This is a messenger RNA of Penicillium verrucosum, 1500 nucleotides long. RefSeq names its product C1 family peptidase. Bases 1 to 1500 code for a protein of 499 amino acids. Gene Ontology annotation, biological process: proteolysis; response to toxic substance; L-homocysteine catabolic process. Gene Ontology annotation, cellular component: cytoplasm. The transcript has 3 exons. Gene Ontology annotation, molecular function: cysteine-type aminopeptidase activity. Lineage: Eukaryota; Fungi; Ascomycota; Eurotiomycetes; Eurotiales; Aspergillaceae. The record is from RefSeq and is a predicted model, not a curated record.
AUGGGGGCGACAUACUCUAAACCUGCACCCACCAACAGGAAGUCGGAGAAGACCUUCGCAAUUAAGACGGGUAUGACACAGAGAGAUCUGAAUAUGAAGGAGGAGUCUUUGAGUACUCCACCACCACCAUACCUGGCGCGUGAACGGCUUCAGACCGUGACACUGCCUCGUAUGGUAGACUGGAGUAACACUCUUCUAAGCGACCCGAAGAAUCGUCUCGCGAUAUCAAGUUUCGCCGACAAGUCUUUUGCAGAAAUCCUCAUGAAUCGCAACGCGCUUAGCACCGAUCUGCAUAUCUUCAACCUGACUGUGCCCAUAGAAGGAGGGCCGAUCACCAAUCAGCGCUCAACCGGUCGCUGCUGGCUCUUUGCCGCGACCAACAUCUUCCGUGUCCCGUUGAUGAAGGCAUAUAAUCUGCCUGAAUUCGAACUUAGCCAAGCCUAUCUGUUCUACUGGGACAAGAUUGAGAAGGCAAACUAUUUCUACGAGCAAAUUAUCGACACUGCCGACCAGGAUUUCUCUGGUCGACUGGUCCAGAAGCUGCUUGAGGACCCCGUUACGGAUGGCGGCCAAUGGGAUAUGGUCGCUAAUCUUGUUGACAAGUACGGACUUGUCCCACAUACUCUCUAUCCUGACAACUUCCAUGCCCAGAGUAGCGGGAAAAUGAACUGGCUACUCACAGCCAAGCUACGCGAGCAGGCUUUGGUUUUGCGGCGACUGGCCAUAAAGGAGGCUAACAGAGAGGCCCAGGCUGAACAACUGUUAGCUGCAACAAAGGAGCAGUUCUUAGAGGAAAUCCACUCACUCGUAACACUCUUACUGGGUCCUCCACCGAAGCCAGACGAAACAUUUGUUUGGCAAUACUACGACGCCAAGAAAACGGCCCGUGAAGUGCGGAAUACUCCAAAAGAACUUGGACAACAGGCCCUCCAAGCAGGUUCAGGAUCGCUAUUCAGCCUAGUUCAUGAUCCACGACACGAGUCGAACCGCUUACUGACGGUUGAGAGACUUGGUAACGUGAUAGAAGGGCGACCCCUCACGUACAUUAACGUCGAGAUGGAUACGCUCAAGCAGGGAGUUAUCUCGAUGCUGAAAGCAGGACGUCCCGUGUUUUUCGGGUGUGACGUGGGUAAAUUUUACGAUCGCAACCGGGGCGUGAUGGAUGCCGACCUGACCGACCUUAAACUCGGAUUGAACAUCUCGCUUCGCAUGACCAAAGCCGAGCGUCUCGCUAGUGGAGAAACCGCGAUGAGCCAUGCAAUGGUCAUCACUGGCGUCCAUCUCCUUCCGGGUGAUCGACCUGUUCGAUGGCGUGUGGAGAAUUCAUGGGGAGAGGAGGCUGGUGAUAAGGGCUGGUUUGUGAUGACCGACCGAUGGAUGGAGGAGUAUACAUUCCAGGCUGUCAUUGAAUCACAGUUCCUUUCGGCUGAUACACGAGCUGUGCUCAGGCAGACUCCAAAGAUCUUGCCGCGUUGGGAUCCGAUGGGUGUGCUUGCUUAG